GAUUAAUAUUUUCUUUUUAAGGUAAAAGUAGGUAAUGAGAUUACUACUGGAACAGGCCCAAACAAGAAAAUAGCUAAAAGAAAUGCAGCAGAAGCAAUGUUGCUACAGCUGGGUUACAAAGCCUCUACUCCUCUUCAAGACCAGACAGAAAAGCUUGGAGAAAACAAGAGUUGGAACGGACAGAAUGUUGGGUUUCCUGAGCCAACAAGUAGCACACCAAAGGGAAUACUCCAUCUCUCUCCUGAUGUUUAUCAAGAGAUGGAAGCAAGCCGCAACAAAUCAGCCCCUGGUACCACUGUAAGCUAUUUGUCACCCAAAGAAAUGAGCCAGACUUCUAGCUCUUUCUUCAGCAUAUCUCCUACAACAAAUAGCACAGCUACAAUUGCCAGGGAACUUCUCAUGAAUGGAACAUCCCCGACUGCCGAAGCCAUAGGUCUAAAAGGAAUAUCUCCUGCUUCCCCCUGUUCUGCAGUGCAGCCUUCAAAACAGCUGGAGUAUUUGGCAAGGAUUCAAGGCUUUCAGGUACACUACAAUGAUAGACAAAAUGGCAAAGAGUGUAUGACCUGUUUGACACUGUCUCCUGUGCAGAUGACUUUCCAAGGUAUCGGAAGCUCCAUUGAAGCCAGCCAUGACCAGGUAUAAUACCUUCACCCACACUCCUGUACUUUUAUUAAUAUCUAGUAAGGCUAGAAUGCCAGCAUUAGUAAAUUUAUACAUAGACACGUCUUUUGGUUUUUGUAUGGCAUGUUUGUCAAUGGGAUUUGCCUAUCUCACCAUAGUAAAAUCCUGAAUCUCUAAAGAAUUCCUGAAAAGGAGGCAGAACUAUGUUCCCUUUUACAGAUUCUUAAGACAUAUUAGGAAAGCCUGAAGAACUUGCUUUGUUUUUGUAGUCAGAUGUAAGGUUUCUGCAAAGGUCUUGUUUUAUUUUAAAUAUGUAUCACUUCUUGUCUAUCUUAUUUUUACUGGAAGAUUGUGAGUAGCUGGGAAAACACGGAGGUGAAGCCGUCAUCUCUAGCCAUCAUCUGUCACAAGAAACUGUCAUUUGAGAGGGAAAAGGGAUUUUCAGUCAGGCUGUAUAAAACUCCCAUUUUGUUUGGCUAUUGUUAAAAUGUUUAAUUCAAGCUUUGGGCGAACAGCCAAGAGAAAAAAAUGUCACUCAUCACCCUACUGCUUCCGAUGGGAACUGAGGGGGACUUCCAUGCUACUCCUUUCGUCCUCCAUUGCUCUUAUGUGUAAGAACAAGAUAAGACACUAACACUGCACAAAUUUUCGAAGGAAAAAGGAAACAAGUACAAGAAAAUUUUAAACUGCACCUUGCACCUUUUAGAUAUUUCGUAGAUUGGAAAAAGUACCAUUUUUAUUUGUCUUUGCAGACCAUCCUUAAAUUGUGCUGUGCUCACAUUUACCAUACAUUUAAUCGGAAUCUGUAGAAGAAAAGGGAAGUCACCUGAAGAAUUAUGAGAAUUAGUUACCUUUGGGGAAAAAGUUCAGACACUCAGCCAUGUUUUAGGUUGAUGGUUUGUCUUUUUUUUUUUUCUUGUUUUGUUUUGUUUUAAUUGGAAGUCUCUGGGUUAGUUGUUAACAUAAACUAAGCCCAUUAGUUAUUUACAUGGUAACAUGAGGAUACUUCCUGUCCUUAAGUGUUUGGUGUUUUACAGUAAUGGAGAGCUGGGGUAAGUCAGACGACUUCGACAGACGUAUUCCAUUGAGUCUUCAUUUCAUCCAGCAACUUGUUUAUGCUGUUCUAAAUCCGCUCAGUUUUUCUUUCUGUAAAGAUCGCCUUUUAAAAUUUACUUAUGUCUCAAAUACAAUAUUUAGACAUUUCCAUGAGUAUAAGGUGGUCCUUGUCAACUUGCUAACAACUACAUUCUGGGCUACCAGCCAGCUUGGCCUUUGUCUUAGCGUUUAUUUAGGCUAGAGUAUGAUAUGUAAACAGAAAAAGACUUUGUAAGCAAAAAGUACGUUUAAGUCAUCUAAAUAAUUAUAUAUUUAAGAAGUCUAAGUGAAAAAGUGUUAUUGAGCUUGAAAAGUUAAGCACCUAGAUAUUAGGAAAUUCCAGAUUAUGUGCAGCAUUAGUUUGAUCCCAGAGUACGUAUUCAGUGCUAAAAACAGGACUUGCUUCUGGGAGGAGAGAAACUGCAUUAAAAAAAAAUAGCUAAAGAUUAUAUUAUUGACUGUACACAAGUGGGCAGAAUUAAGUCUGUUUGGGCCAUUAUGAAGCUAGAAUUUCCUAAUCUUGCUUCAAUUUGCAGUUUAAGUAAUGUUCCUUCAUCGUUUCUUUUAGUUAUGUAAUUUUCCACAUAGCUUUCAAAAAAGAGAGAAAAAUGAUUUGAUUGCAUGAUAGAGUGGUUGUUGCAUUACUGAACCCACAUCACUUGUGCAAGGAUUUCAUCUGAGCUGGGAGCAGAAGAAGAUAAUCAUCUAAAAGCCAACAGGCAAUUUCAUGGAUCACAAAAGAGAUCCACAUGCUGGUCAGGAGGCACGAAGUUCUGCUCAUCCCCUUUCUAGAUGUGAAAGGCGUCCCACUUUUGGGGGAAGAAAGAUGUUAGUGACAGCUUUAGUUUGGUACAGGGAAUGGCAGGACUGGGUUAAAGCAUUAUUUGCCAUCACCUAAGUAAACAGAGAAAAAGUAGUAAUUAGCAAACAGACAGAAUCUACAUAGUGUGUUGGCCAGGCACUGGAAUUAAUUAGUGAUGGAACUGGAUCUCGUGAUUGAGUGAUAAAAAAGUUUCCAUUUCUUUUUAAUUUCUAUGUGAUUUGGUAUGAUUUUACUUUUUUACUUUUUUUUUCUUCCUACAACUUCACUUGCAGCAGGCUUAUGUGAUACCCUUAUUUUUAUAAAUGUAAGAAGCAGAACUGCUGUACAUUGUUAAGCUGAGUUGUCCUCAUUCUGAAGUUUCAGAUGGAAUAAAUGCAAGGUAGCCAUAUACUACUAUAAAACUGGAAACUCUUCUGUAAGUCAGUUCCUGUUUCUGCAUCAUCAUCUGUUUUGCACUGUAUAGUAAUUCAGGUGGGCUACUCACCUGGACACCUCUAAUAUCAGUGGAGAUGUGUGAUCUGUGAGCUGUGAGCAGCUGUGAGGCCUGGCAUAGUUUAGGUUAAUUUAAGGAUCUGUCUCUAUGUCGUGGUAAAAAGGCUACAGCUGACCAAAUACCUUGAUCAAAAAAAAGAAGCAAAAAUAAGAAAAUCACGUUUCCAAUAGUACUGUAGUCUACUUUUGAGGCUAAAUUUCCUUUUGUAGCAUAGAAAACUCACUUUUCACAUCCAGUGGGAGAUUUGUACCCAACAGAUCCCAGUGUUGCUGCAAUCCUAAGAAAGGAUUACCUUGGUGUUUCAAAUUUACCGAGUCUUGACACAGCGCUUUUCAAAGUCACUUGCUCUUUCCUAUUCAUGGUAGGAAAUUUGUCUUUUCAUUCCUUAGGCUGUUUUAGAUUCUGUGUUUGAUAGGAGUAAUUUUUUUGUUAUUGUUGUUCCAAAUGCUUCACCAUUUGAGCAAUUUCAGAUUGUAACAAAUUGUUCAUACUGGUACGUUAAUAAGUGUGUAUUUCAAACAUCUGUCUGACAGAACACAUUUCUUUUGGUUAUGUGGUAGUAUUUUCAAAGCUAUCACUAUUUUUUCAUUUUUCUUUUGGCAAAGAGUAAGAAAAAAGAGCAAUAUUUCUACAGUGUAACUGUAGUCAACUUUGUUUUGUUGGGUUUUGAAUUCAUGUAUGCCUACUUCCUCAGCAGAAACUUCAUGAUUUUUAGAAUAUUUUUUCAUGAGUUAUUUUUUUUUCUGUUCUGUUGUGCAGUAUCUAACUGCAUCCUUCUAAAUUUCUCUUUCCUUAAUGGCCACUCUUAUUUAGGUGGCUUUUGUUUUGUUCUUUUUUUUUUCUAGAACUCAGCUACAAGCUACUUUUACUUAUAGUCACCACUUAUAUUAAGUACCACAAGUUUCUAGAGAUGUUCUCCACUCAGUAUCAAUUACAGGACUUGUUAUAAUGGUAUGUAGUUAAAUUUGACAAUUUGUGGAAUACAAGAAGUCAGAAUUAACAUAGUUUAAGUAUAAAAGUGAUGCUUCAACUUCAUCUUGAACAGCUUCCAUAUCUGCACAUCUAUUUUGCAAACUUGCAAUUAGUAUUUGCUGUCUUUUGUGACUUUGUAACGGUUGGUGCUUUUCUCAGUGUUUCAUCUCUGAGUUCCUGAAUGUAGGACUGCAGGAAUGUAAAUUCCCCUGGUGGUAUCUUGGGUGCAAUCUUAAGGCUUGUAGAGAAGAAAACAAAUUGAAAGUAUGAACAUUUGUUUUAAAAUGAAAUUAUUUUUAAAAGUCCAUCCUGGUAAUAGAGAAAACAGGUUAAGCCCAUCCUGAGAUUUUGAAAGCUUGCCAUAGAAUACUCUGCCGUUACAGCUGUUUCCAACCCCUAGAUAACUUUAUGUUCAUUGUGAAAUUACCAGUUAUCUACAUAGAUUUUAAGAAGCAGCUCAAAAACUAAUGUAUUUUUUUUUUAAGUCUCAUUAUUUUAAUACUUUUUCAUGAUUUUGGAGAUUUGAACAUCUGCUUGUUUUUUGAAACUGGCAGUGCUAUCUAUUUGUUACUAACUUUUGCUUCAGCCAGUAGUCUCUAUGACAUGUGCUGUUAAAGGAAUGAAAAUUUAUCUUUUAUGGUUGUAUCUUGAAUGCGUACCAUCUUAAUUGUAUUCACUGCAUAAGUUGUAUGUUAGAUUAUGUUUUCUGAACAUUCCUACACAUUGCAAUGCAUAAGAUAGAACACUUAUUUGUUAGGGCAGGUAACAAUUUGGUAACAUUGUAUAUAAUCACAUUUAUAUUUUAGUAUAAAUAUAAAUGGA
Molecule: messenger RNA, 4826 nt
Organism: Meleagris gallopavo (turkey)
Lineage: Eukaryota; Metazoa; Chordata; Aves; Galliformes; Phasianidae
Source: RefSeq, a predicted model, not a curated record